Rotaria sp. Silwood1 is the source of this 255-nucleotide messenger RNA. The record is from the annotation of a GenBank genome assembly. NCBI's taxonomy places the organism in Eukaryota, Metazoa, Rotifera, Eurotatoria, Philodinida, Philodinidae.
AUGAUUAAAUUAUUCUUAGCUGUAGGAAGUAAAAUUGGAGUUGGUAUUAUUGUUAUGAUUGUUACAUUUAGUUUUGCUUUGAUUGCUCUUGUCGAUGGUUUUUUAUUAUUAAACCAAUCGGAUGCAACUCUUGAACAACCACAACGACGAUUUCAAUCGACUUUUAUCAACAAUUCAGCUGUAUGUGAAGCAGCUCCUGAAGUUGCUACAGCUGAUAUUAAUGAAACAUUACGUAGUGGUACUUAUCAGCAAUAA